GGCUUACAGCCGAUCGCAUAUUAAAAAAAAAUGCUUCCGCUGGGAUAAAUUUGCAGCUCAAGUCUUCAAGGUCUCAGUAAUUCUCAGCCUCUCUCGACUUUAUCAGCAUGCAGCAAACCAUGGCCCAAAACUUCUUUCCAGGCCCUGAUUUCAAACCAGUCGAAGAGAUGUAUGGAACAGGAAUCAUGCCAUUUGAUAAUUCGCAGUCUACUUCCUCAUGGCCAGUCACUGCUGUAGGCUGUUCUCCCACUCUCUUUGGCGCAACUGCUACGGACGCCUGGGCUAUGAAUACGAAUCCACUGUCGAAUCUCCAGAGCUUAGAAUCAUCGUCUACCGCUUUCGAUAACGCGUUUGUCAGCAGCCCGGAAAGUGUAACCCCACAAUUUCUUGGAGAUCUCUCCUCCGAUCAAUCGCACGAAGAUGCUCUACAGCUUUCGGGGACUUGGAAAUCAAUCAAUUCUGAGCGUAGCAGCUUCUCGUCUUCGAAUACUGAUUUCGAAGUCAAAGAAUACACCAAAGAGGAUCCAGCAAGGACCGAACGAGCCCAGAGACGCCGCAGAAAGAAUCUUGAUCCGAAGCAAAGACAUGCCGACAAGCUUGAGAAGAACAGAAAGGCGGCAGAGCGUUGUCGCCAAAAGCAACGGUCCUAUGUCUCCACUCUGCAAGAGCGAGCAAGAGAGGAAGAGAUAAAGCGCGCUCGAUUAAUUGCUCAAGUCUCUCAGCUGAGGGAUGAUAUUCUGUCACUCAAAGAGAGCAUGGUCAGUCAUAGUGGCUGUAACGACGAAAGAAUCCAACAAUACCUGCUAUCCGAGCUGCAAAAAUCGACUUCACGGCGGACGAGUUCAGUGUCAUCUAUCCCAAGCAUGCACAUCUCUCCUCCACUUCAGGAGGAAAUCCUGCGACAACAGGUCAGCUGAUGUUUGCAGAUACUGACCAGGUUUGUCCUCUAUUUGAGGGUUUGGCUGGCUUAAGCUGUCAAUUACGAAUACGAAAGCUGCCAUAUCUCUUUCUUUACAUUCAAAAAGC
Verruconis gallopava is the source of this 1026-nucleotide messenger RNA. RefSeq lists its product as uncharacterized. The transcript has a single exon. The coding region runs from base 108 to 917 and encodes 269 amino acids. Gene Ontology annotation, biological process: regulation of transcription by RNA polymerase II. Gene Ontology annotation, molecular function: DNA-binding transcription factor activity, RNA polymerase II-specific; RNA polymerase II cis-regulatory region sequence-specific DNA binding. NCBI's taxonomy places the organism in Eukaryota, Fungi, Ascomycota, Dothideomycetes, Venturiales, Sympoventuriaceae. The record is from RefSeq and is a predicted model, not a curated record.